AGCCUUUCUGCAUGAUCCCCACAUCCCACACAGCACAGUCCAGUGCUGGUGAUGGGCCAGAUCACAGGCAAAGCCAGCCAGGAUCUCACAGCAGACAAGAGCUUCCCUGGCCCUGGUUGCCAGGAGAGUCUGUGGCAAAGCCAAGACCACAGUGUUGAAUACAGAAACCCAGGCUAAGUCUGUCCUUCUCACUCCCUGCUCAGUGGGGACAGCCACCCCUCCACAGACAGAACAUUGGCUCCUCAGCAACACCAGAGAGGGACCUGCACAUUUAACAAGAGUUAAAAAAUCCCUGCAGAGCCCAUCCCAUUUCCGAGAUCCAGGUCUCACGGAUCAGACAGAGCAUCUGCACUGAUGGCAGAGCUGGAUCUGCCUCUGAGGCACCCACCAAAACCAGCAGCAGCUCAGCAAGGGCAGCAUCAGUCCCUGACAUCUUCCCAACUACCUUCCUCUCUCCGGAGCCAAACACCGCUCAGCCUUUAACCUCCAGGAAGCCUGGUUUCCCUGGCAGCAGCAUUUCUGAGAGAGCCUGGACCCCCAGGCACAGCUACACCUCGGGCUGCUGCAGGAGCUUGGCAUUCCUCGGGGAGCCCCCCUGACAGCACAGCAGGGCACCUGGGAGAGACAACUGGACCGUGUGUGUCUCAUUAGAAUCCAUCCCCUACUCCAGGAGGCUUUAAACGAGCAUCAGCACACCCAGAACAUCACACCAUGAACGGGUACUUGAACGAAUCCAACUUCCUGAUGGUGGAGGAGGGCUUCACCACCCGAGACCUCCUGGAGAACCUCCUGGGGGAGCUGUGCCAAGAGAGCGACCAGCAAGCCUUCUUCGUGGCAGACCUUGGGGACAUCGUGAAGAAACACCUGUGUUUCCUGAAGGCCUUGCCCCGAGUGAAACCCUAUUUCCCAGUUAAAUGCAAUGGCAGUGAAGGGGUGAUUCGGCUGCUGGCAGAGCUGGGGGCAGGAUUUGCCUGUGCCAACAAGGCAGAGAUCACCCGGGUUCAAAACCUUGGGGUCCCAGCUGACAGGAUCUUCUACAGCAGCCCCUGCAAGCAGGUCGCUCACAUCAGGUACGCGGCCAGCCACGGCGUGAGGCUGAUGGCCUUUGACAACGAGGUGGAGCUGAGCAAGGUGGCCAGGAGCCACCCCCGGGCCAGGAUGUUGCUGGGGAUCACUGCUGACUCCAUCCCUUGUGCCCACCCGAGCAUGACUUUUGGGACCACGCUGAAAUCCUGCCGGCACCUGCUGGAGACAGCGAAGGAACAGGCUGUGGAGGUUGUUGGCAUCAGCUUCCACCUCGGGAGCCGUGUGCUGGAGCCACAGGCCUUGGCCCAGGCUGUGGCCGCAGCACAGCUGGUGUUUGAUGUGGGCACGGAGCUGGGACACCACAUGAACCUCCUGGACAUCGGUGGGGGGUUCCCUGGCACCGAGGACACCACAGCCCUGCUGGAAGAGAUGGCUGUGGGGAUAAACUCUGCCUUGGAUUUGUACUUCCCCGAGGGCAGUGGGGUGGACAUUGUUGCCAGGCCUGGGCGUUACUACGUCACCUCUGCCUUCACCUUGGCUGUCAGCAUCACUGCCUUGGAGGAGAUCCCCAUGGAGCAGCCUGGCUCUGAUGAGGAAGAGUGUGGCAGCAAGAAGAACCUGGUGUAUCACCUCAGUGACGGCAUCUACGGCGCCUUCAGCUGCCUCCUGUUCGACAGCCCCUGCCCCAGGCCUCGGCUGCACAAGAGACCCUGCCCAGAGCACCCCUGGCACAGCAGCAGCCUGCGGGGCCCGCCGGGUCACGCCGAGGAUCGCAUCGCCGACGGGCUGGAGCUGCCCCAGCUGCACGUGGGGGACUGGCUGGUUUUUGGGAACAUGGGAGCCUACACCAUGCCAACAUCACCCCUGCUCACGGGGGGUCCCCAGCCACACGUCACCUACGCCAUGUCCCGCAUGGCCUGGAAAGCUGUCCAGCUCUUCCAGGGAAAGCCACCCCAGACAGAAGAGGAUCGUGAGAGCCUCUGCACCCCCCUGUCCUGCGGCUGGGAAAUGGCAGAGACCCUUUGUGUCACCCCUGUCUUCGCUCCAGCUGGCAUCAUCUGAGCAGUGCUGGCACUGGAGGAGAAGGAACCACGGUGGGAGAGAUCUUGUGGUGGUACUGGCAGGGGAAAUGUCCCAUAAUGGUGUUGGAAUGGGAAAAAUCCCAUGGCAGCACCAGGGGAAAACAUCCCACAGUGGUACUGGAGGGAUAAAAACCCUACAGUGGUACCAGAGUGGGAAAAGUCCCAUGGCAGUACCAGAAGUGAUGGCACCAGAGGGGGAGGAUCCCGUGGCAGUGCCAGGGAGGGGGAAGGUGCCAUCCUGCCGCUGGCAUCGCCUGCUCCGCUCUCAUGGACCUGGAAGUAAAUCCUGUCCCAUAAAUCCUGCUCCUCCA
This is a messenger RNA of Cyanistes caeruleus (blue tit), 2419 nucleotides long. RefSeq names its product antizyme inhibitor 2 (gene AZIN2). Gene Ontology annotation, cellular component: cytoplasm. Gene Ontology annotation, molecular function: catalytic activity. NCBI's taxonomy places the organism in Eukaryota, Metazoa, Chordata, Aves, Passeriformes, Paridae. The record is from RefSeq and is a predicted model, not a curated record.